ACCUAAUUCAAAACGCUAAACAAGAAAAACAAAUGCGAAAAUUAUUAUACUAAAAUCAAAAUACAGAAAAUAAUUAGUUUCCGGCGAUAGUUAACUCGCCGGUGAAAUGAACAUUCCGGCGAACAUUACUUCGUUUUCCAUAAACAAUGCACGUCUCGCCGAUCAUCGCCGUCACGUUUUCCACGAAACAUUUUUCACCUCUUUUUCUCUAUUCGUCUAGUCUAAACUCUAAAGUAGUUUUAUAGAGUAGUGUAGUUUAACGAAGCUUUUCAGAGAACUUUUUCUUGCGGUAUUUUCAUUUUGUUGUUGUUACUUUUGUGAUAUCAUGCCUCCGAUGAAGAUCCAACCGAUCGACAUCGAUUCAGAGAAGCUGAAUCAAUUGAAAGCGGUAGUUCGAAACGACACCGUUAAGCCUGUGUUGAAAUCGCGGCUAAAAAAGCUGUUCGUGUUCGACCGGCAAUUUUCUAGCGUGUUAAAGACUUCUUCAGAGAAACCUAUCGCCGGCGAAGCUCCACCUCCAGUUUCCGGCAAUAGGUUCAUUGAAGAUUUCGAGCCUAGCUCCAUUGUCUUAGCAAAAAUGGUGCAGAGUUUCAUAGAAGGAAGUAACGAUAAGCAGAAAUUCACUCGCAACAGCUGCAACUGCUUUAACGGUAACAGUAACGAUAUCUCCGACGAGGAAACUGAUUUCUUCGGUGAAUCUGUCCCUUCCGGUUCUUUCACCGAUGCCGGUGACGCUCUCAAGAGUCUGAUUCCUUGCGCGAGUAUUGCAGAGAGAAACCUCUUAGCAGAUACAUCCAAAAUAGUAGACAAAAACAGCAAAGUUUACAAACGAAAAAACGAUUUGAGAAAGAUCGUUGCAGAAAAUCUUUCAUCUCUAGGUUACGAUUCAUCAAUAUGCAAAUCUAAAUGGCAUAAAACACGAUCCUAUCCCGCUGGUGAAUAUGAAUACAUCGAUGUGAUUGUGGAAGGUGAGAGGUUGAUUAUUGAUAUUGAUUUUCGAUCAGAGUUUGAGAUUGCUCGAUCCACUGGAACAUUCAAGGCGAUUCUUCAGUUUCUUCCUUACAUUUUCGUUGGAAAAUCUGAUCGUUUAUGUCAGAUCGUGGCCAUUGUUUCGGAGGCGGCGAAGCAAAGUUUGAAGAAGAAAGGAAUGCAUGUUCCGCCGUGGAGGAAGGCGGAGUAUAUGCUAGCUAAGUGGCUCUCCGCCUCGUGUACUAGAGAAAUCCCGUCGCCAACCACUGCUGUGUGUGAAUUGAAAGAGGAUCUGAGCGACGGUGAUAGUGCUGCAUCGGAGAGUGAUUGUGGUGAGUUAGAGCUGAUCUUCGGCGAGAAAACGUCUUCGCCGGAAUCGGAAAAUGUUGCCGGUGGUGAGAAAAGCUUGUUGACAGUGGCGAUGCCAACGUGGCAGUUACCGGCAGUGAAAGUAAAGAGUGUUGAGAAAGGAGCAAAGGUGGUGACUGGAUUAGCCGCUCUUCUCAAAGAUAAAUCAUAAAAGAAAAUAAAAUUUUGCAUUUUUUUGCGUUAAUUAAAAAAAGCAUAAUCAAAGUUAGAAGGACUUUUUUUUUUUCCUUCCAAAUUUUAAUCUUUCGAAUUUCUUUGUUUUUGCUACUGUUUUUGUGCAACAAGGGGAACUCUGUAAGAAAGAAGUAACAACUUACCACUCAAUGUAAUAAAAUACAGUAGUUGAUAAAAAUAGUAAAUAUUUUAAAGAAAAAAGAAAUCUAGUGGAGAAUAAUAUCUAAUGUUUAUUUUGGUUCGGAAAA
This is a messenger RNA of Trifolium pratense (red clover), 1760 nucleotides long. RefSeq lists its product as uncharacterized. The coding region runs from base 326 to 1489 and encodes 387 amino acids. NCBI's taxonomy places the organism in Eukaryota, Viridiplantae, Streptophyta, Magnoliopsida, Fabales, Fabaceae. The record is from RefSeq and is a predicted model, not a curated record. The transcript has 3 exons.